AUGCAUCAUAUGAUAUUGAUUUGGAUUCUUUAUAACAUUCCAAUUUUAGUUUAUUACAAUUAUAUUGUAUUGAGUACAAGCCAUCAAGCGAUCUGUGUGGUUACAGAGCAAGCUUUUAUUCAGUUUAACAACUAUGCGAAUCGUUUUCUAGUGGGAAAAUUUUUACCUAUUUGUAUAACGUGUAUUUUCGGAGUUUUGGCACUUUAUAAUAUAAAAAAUAUCGCACGUCGUGCACUAGAGAAACAAUUAACCAUUAUGGUACUCCUACAAGCUGUUGUCAUGCUAUUUACAAACGUACCGUACAUUAUUACAUAUCUCCUUCAGGGAAUACAUCCUAUUCCGCAAUGUUGCACAUUUGGGAAUCAGUUCCUACGAUUCCGGAAUUCACCCGAAGCGAUUCCGGAAUCGUAG
Messenger RNA from Adineta ricciae, 411 nucleotides. NCBI's taxonomy places the organism in Eukaryota, Metazoa, Rotifera, Eurotatoria, Adinetida, Adinetidae. The record is from the annotation of a GenBank genome assembly.